CAGCCUUCUCCCGUCGCUGGCCGUUCCCUUCCCCGCAACCCUUGCCAUGCUUCGACGUGCGUACCCGCCACCGGCGAUAUAAGCGCACGGCGCCCACCAACCCGCGCAAGCAGUGACGCGCACGGAUCAUUCAAUCUGAGCAAAGCCGAGACACCAACGAGCUGCUUCCGAUUACGACGAGCCCAGCACCAACCUGCUCAGAUGCGCUCUGAGGGCGAGGCGACGGCAAUGCCGGCGCGGCGGGCGUCGCCGCCCCCUCCGCCGUGGGAGGCGCUCCCCCUCGUCGCGCCGUUCCUCGACGCCGCGUCGCUCGCGGCGGCCUCCUGCGUCUCCACGUCCUGGCACGCCGCCUUCGCCGCCGACUACCUCUGGGCGCGCCUCUGCGCGCAGCACUACCCGUCCGCGCUCGGCCUCCUCCGCCACCUCCCGGACACCACCGACGACAGCGCCAGCAGCGGCCGGUGCCGGUGCUCCUCCACCACCACCUCCUCCUCCCCGCACCGCCGCCUCUUCGCGCUGUUCCGGUCGGCGUCCACCCGCAGCCGCGUGCUCCCGGCCCCGCGCCUCGCCCUCGCGGACGUCGCCUUCGCCGUCGACAUCCUCACGGCCGGGGGCGAGACCAUCCUCUCCUUCGCGGUCGCCGCCGCCGAGGCCGGCGGCGGCGUCAAGAACGCGGCGGGGCUGUUCCUGUUCGGGGUCGACGUUGGCGGCCGGAGCGCGGCGAUCGGGCCGGGGGAGUGGCGCGUCCGCUGGACGGCGGUGCGGACGGGCACCCGCGGGGACGGCGGCGCGCCCGCGGCGGUCCUGAUGAUGGACGCAAAGGUGCCGGCGGCGAGGGCGGCGGGCGCCAUCGUCGGCUUCGGCGGCGGCAGAGGGGAGGCCGGGGUCGCGGCGGGGCUGCCCGCGCCGGGAUGCGGCGGCGCGAGGCUGGAGGCGGAGGUGGUCUUGGAGCUGGCCGGGGAGGAGAAGAUGAUCGAGAAGGUGAGGCUCGGGGUGAUGUGCGAGUGCCGCUACGUGAGCGCCGACGAGGGGCUCAGAUACCUGCAGCAUUUCCUCCUGUAGAAUGCACGGCUUCCGCCGGUGAUCCCGUGCACGGUCGAAUCGGAGUUCCGAUUAUCUGCUACAGAGUAGAACAUGUAGUGCAACAAACUGUUUGUUUUUUACCGUUCAAUGAAUUAAUCUUGUGAAUUAUGUACAUGCUCGUGUGGUGAUUGUCGAAUGAGCAAGUUUCUCCUCUUGUGAUUUGGAAUUU
Molecule: messenger RNA, 1252 nt
Organism: Setaria italica (foxtail millet)
Lineage: Eukaryota; Viridiplantae; Streptophyta; Magnoliopsida; Poales; Poaceae
Exons: 1
Coding region: 202-1062 (286 amino acids)
Biological process (GO): gibberellic acid mediated signaling pathway; SCF-dependent proteasomal ubiquitin-dependent protein catabolic process
Cellular component (GO): SCF ubiquitin ligase complex
Molecular function (GO): protein binding
Source: RefSeq, a predicted model, not a curated record